Messenger RNA from Acaromyces ingoldii, 729 nucleotides. RefSeq names its product SGS-domain-containing protein. The transcript has 3 exons. Bases 1 to 645 code for a protein of 214 amino acids. Gene Ontology annotation, molecular function: protein-folding chaperone binding. The record is from RefSeq and is a predicted model, not a curated record. Gene Ontology annotation, biological process: protein stabilization. NCBI's taxonomy places the organism in Eukaryota, Fungi, Basidiomycota, Exobasidiomycetes, Exobasidiales, Cryptobasidiaceae.
AUGGCCGCUCCAACGGCGCCGAGCACGCCUCGGCACGACUUCUACCAGACGGACACGGUGCUGACGCUGAGCAUCUACAUCAAGGGCCUCAGCCCGUCCGACGUCAGCCUCAGCCUCGCGCCCACCUCUAUGACAUUCGACGUCCCGAGCCGGGCACAGCGGCUCGUCGUCGAGCACCUGCGCGACGCCAUUCGCCCCGACGAGAGCAGCUUCAAGGUCCUCGCGACCAAGGUCGACGUCACGCUCGUCAAGGCCCAGCCUGCGCGCUGGGACGCACUCGAGGCGAGCCCUGGUUCUAAUCCUGUCGCUGCUGCCUCCGUCUCGUCGUCUGCAGCCAGCGGUGUGUCGACGGCACCGAGCGACGGUGGCAGCCUAGACGCACGCAAGAGGAGCACACGCAACAAAUGGGACACGCUCGACGUCGACGAAAACGGCCCAGGCCAGGGCGGCGAAGAGAAUGGAAACGGCGAACUGCAAGACUUUUUCCAGAAGCUCUAUGCCGACGCCGACGACGACACGCGCCGGGCGAUGAUGAAGUCGUACCAGGAGAGCGGCGGCACCCAUCUCUCGACGAACUGGGGCGAGGUCAGCAAGGCGCGCGUGGAGACGAAGCCGCCCGACGGCAUGGAGGCGCGAAAGUGGUAGGCAGUCAUCCAUCCAUCCAGUCACGCUUGUACAAAUAGGCAUUACAGAAGAAGGAGAAAGAGAAAGAGAGAGAGAGAAGCGAAU